AUGGCCUCACAAGGUCAACUUCCACCCGGAGCGACAGCUGCCAUCAAUGGACCUCCAUACCCACCAUCUCACCAAGGCCUUGGAGGCGAUCCCGAAAUCUUGCCAGAUGUGCCAGUUAAUGCAGUCUUCCUGGCCCUCUUUGUCUUCGCAGCAGCAGCACACAUGACACUCUUCCAGAUCAACAUGCACAAACGGGGGAAAAAGUUCGUCUUCAAUGCGGCAAUCUUUGGGUACUGCAUCACGCGGAUACUGGCAACUUCCUUGCGGAUAGGAUGGGCUUACAGACCUCGCAAUGUCUCGCUCGCUAUGGCUGCACAGAUUUUCGUCUACGCUGGCGUGCCGAUCCUCUUCGUCACGAACUUGUUCUUUGCACAACGCAUUGUGCGUGCGCAGCAUCCGAACUUUGGCUGGUCUAGGCUCUUCUCGAUAUGGUUGCCGCUGACGAUUGGCCUUAUGGUUGUCACAAUCUUUGGACUGAUCACGGUAGUUGUUCUUCAAUUCUACCUGCCGGACCAGACGACGCAAGACUGGACACGAGACUUCCAGCUGUACGGCGCUGUUAUGUUCGCCUUCUUUGCGGUGCUACCAAUCCCUAUCGUCGUCGCCUCAUGGAUAGCAAGGCAGGUUCCAUCAGUACGCAAGUCGAAGACGGACAACUUCGGCAAGGGCUCGACGACCUCGAAGAUCAUAAUCGUCAUCAUCAGCGCGAUACCACUAGCUCUAGGCGCUUGGUAUAGAGCAGCGACAUCGCUGAUAGCACCCGUUGGCUUGCAAGAGCAGACCCCAUGGUACUUCUCCAAGGCUUGCUUCUACAUCUUCAACUUCACCAUGGAAAUCAUCGUCAUUCUCUUCUGGCUACUGAUCCGAAUCGACCAACGCUUCAUCGUCCCCAACGGAGCCGAUCGACCAAUGUCCUACGCCGGCGGCUUCGUCUUCGCAGGCGAGUACCCCAACAAGUCGAGCGAUCACCUCAACAACCCCAAUGGCUCAGUCUACAAACACCGAGCGUCUACUCGGACAUCGCUGGCAAGCACCAUCAUUCCACCCCCAGCACUAAGCAGAGCUGGCUCCUGGGGCUCGCUUGAAGAGUACAUGACACCAGCAGUGACCACCAAACGCUCAACCCAAAGCCUCUGGGGCGGCAUCUCGACCGACCGCGUCGACUCCACCGUAGACGAAGGCUACCACAGCCGCCACUCCACCGAUCGAUCCUCCUCCGAACCCCAGCGCCCCCCACCAGUCCGAUCUGAGCACGGCCAGCUUUCGCAAGAGAUGGGCUAUAACCCCACCACCGGCCGCUGGGACGUGCGAGAGUGGCAGAUGAUGGGCCCUUCUGUGUACGACAGGGAUGCCAGUCCUGUCAGGGAAAUGCCGAGUAUUUUCAGUCCAAGCGCUGAGCAUAUACCGUCCUCCUCGCAGCCUUUGCCGCCGAGGGUUUAUGAGCCGAGCGGUCAUCCGAGUGCGAGGCCUAGUAUGGUGUCGAUGCGGGUUUUUGGCGAUGAGGGAGAGAGUCGGCGGAGUGAGAGUUGGGGGGCGGAUCAUGCGGUGUGA
Messenger RNA from Fulvia fulva, 1551 nucleotides. RefSeq lists its product as uncharacterized. The record is from RefSeq and is a predicted model, not a curated record. The transcript is spliced from 2 exons. The coding region runs from base 1 to 1551 and encodes 516 amino acids. NCBI's taxonomy places the organism in Eukaryota, Fungi, Ascomycota, Dothideomycetes, Mycosphaerellales, Mycosphaerellaceae.